GGAGUUCGCUUUUAGCAAAAUAAAGAGUUACUCUCAAUCAUCUCAACUGUGCAUCUUUAGUGGCAUUAUGGCUGUUGUUUCUUCAGAUGAAAUUAUGGGGCAAGCAUGCUCACGAUCACCUGUUUAUAUUAUUUUGGAGGAAAUUAUAUCCAUUUCUAAAAGUGUGGAAGAUGCAGAUUUAUUAUUGCUGGCUACACGAGCCUUGAUACAGUGGACAAAUGUUUUGAGCAAUGUUCUGAGGAAAGAAAAUGUUGGAAAUAACUCUACUCAUGAACUGAAGAAGACAUUUAUUGAAAACGGUUAUUAUGUAUCGAUAUUAUUCAAACAUGUACUGGAUUAUAGAGAGCAUUACAUAGAUGUAAGUAUAUUCUUGAAUCUUUAAAGUUGCGGGUAUCUUAAG
Parasteatoda tepidariorum (common house spider) is the source of this 400-nucleotide messenger RNA. Its product is annotated as tRNA (32-2'-O)-methyltransferase regulator THADA. Gene Ontology annotation, cellular component: cytosol. NCBI's taxonomy places the organism in Eukaryota, Metazoa, Arthropoda, Arachnida, Araneae, Theridiidae. Gene Ontology annotation, biological process: tRNA methylation. The record is from RefSeq and is a predicted model, not a curated record.